Messenger RNA from Athene cunicularia (burrowing owl), 1995 nucleotides. RefSeq names its product RNA binding protein with serine rich domain 1 (gene RNPS1). The transcript is spliced from 8 exons. Gene Ontology annotation, biological process: mRNA splicing, via spliceosome. Gene Ontology annotation, molecular function: RNA binding. The record is from RefSeq and is a predicted model, not a curated record. Gene Ontology annotation, cellular component: cytoplasm; ASAP complex; nucleoplasm. Bases 1 to 981 code for a protein of 326 amino acids. NCBI's taxonomy places the organism in Eukaryota, Metazoa, Chordata, Aves, Strigiformes, Strigidae.
AUGAACAAACUGCCAUUAAAGGACUUGCCUGUAGUCGUGCAGGAAGUCCGGGGGAGAGCUGAGUUUGCUUCCUUUGCUACAGAAUUGCAGCUCUCUAAGAGUGCAAAUCAACUCUUUAAAGCAGAGAGGGCUCCCUCACCAACCAAGCGCAAGGAUAGGUCUGAAGAGAAAUCGAAGGACCGGUCCAAGGAUAAAGGAGCCACUAAGGAAUCGAGUGAAAAGGAUCGUGGUCGAGACAAGACACGCAAAAGACGCAGUGCUUCCAGUGGAAGCAGCAGUACCAGAUCCCGUUCCAGCUCAACUUCCAGUUCAGGGUCCAGUUCCAGCACUGGUUCUAGCAGUGGCUCUAGUUCCUCUUCUGCCUCCAGCCGCUCUGGGAGCUCCAGCACCUCCCGCAGUUCCAGUUCCAGCAGCUCCUCUGGAUCUCCAAGUCCAUCUCGACGGAGACAUGACAACAGGAGACGUUCCCGCUCCAAGUCCAAGCCACCAAAGAGAGAUGAAAAGGAGCGGAAGAGGCGAAGCCCAUCACCAAGACCUACAAAAGUGCAUGUUGGAAGGCUCACCAGAAACGUGACCAAGGAUCACAUCAUGGAAAUUUUUUCCACUUACGGAAAGAUAAAAAUGAUUGACAUGCCAGUUGACAGGUUAAAUCCACACCUCUCUAAAGGUUAUGCUUAUGUGGAGUUUGAGAACCCAGAUGAUGCUGAGAAGGCCCUGAAACACAUGGAUGGAGGCCAGAUCGAUGGUCAGGAGAUCACUGCCACAGCUGUGCUGGCACCACGACCUCGGCCGCCUCCCAGACGCUUCAGCCCACCCAGGAGGAUGCUGCCGCCACCCCCGAUGUGGCGUAGGUCACCCCCUCGCAUGAGGAGAAGGUCCCGGUCUCCGAGGCGCAGAUCCCCUGUUCGGCGGCGAUCAAGAUCCAGAUCUCCUGGACGGAGGCGCCACCGCAGCCGCUCCAGCUCAAACUCCUCACGAUAAAGCAAAAAGACUGGACAGCUUUUUAUUUUUUAACUUAAAUCCCAUCAGACUAAAUAUUGUACCUUUUUUUUUUUUUUAUAUAAUGGGUCUGGGUGAGGAGUAAGAGAGAGAUAAUCCUGGCAGUGAAGGCAACCUAAGAGGAGAGAGCAACAGUUCCCGGCCGGUAGAUAGCCUCUGCUGUGGGGCUUCUAGUUUCCUGGCAUUUAAUUGAAAUUAUUUAAAAAUGGCUUUGAUUUUAAAGGCUGCAAAAAACAUCUUUUCCAGAUAAGCGGAAAGAAAGAUGUUACAGCCUCUAUUUCUCCAGUUAGCAGGCUGCUGCUUGGUGAUUUCUAAAUGCUUCGCAUGCUGUACAGAUGAGCAUGUAAAUCUAUUUCAGAAACCCUGUAUAGUAAGGCAGGGAGGCAUUUAUCUUGAUCUCUGGGUGCCAGCACAGGAUUUUUCAGAGCAGCUGGAGUCCAGAUCUGCUUGAGACUUAAAUACUGAGUUGUCACUUUAUACCAGUUCCCAAACAGAUUUUUAGUUUCUGCAGAAUACGUUUUUCUGCAGAUUAAGCUCUUCUGUAAUGCAUAUACCAGGCAAUCACCGUGGAAACAACAGUUGAGCCCACUCAACACGAUGCUUUAGAAAAGAAGCUGGAAAUCUUAACUGAUUUGUAGCUGUCCCUAUAAGUGAUUUCUUUCACCUUUUCUUAAAGGGUUUUGGUAAAAAAUUCCUAUGCAACCCCCCAGUGAAACAGUGUGAGUGCUUCUGCUUUUACAAAUCUCAAAUUAGCGACCGACUGUCAACCCCCUGGAAACUGCAAGGCAGAGGGAGGCUCGAGGCCGUGAUGCUGGCUGGAUUAACUGGGGUUCACAUAGGCAAAGGCGAAGAAUUUACCACCUGUUGUACAGUCAAUACUAUAUUAAGAUUUUUUUUGUUUUGUUUUGUAUAACUUUGUAGCCUUUUGGGCGAUGUUGUGUUUGUACUUGUGUAGGAUGAGCGACUAUUGAAUAAAGUAGUAGGGUUGAGAAUAGC